Neospora caninum is the source of this 2325-nucleotide messenger RNA. RefSeq lists its product as hypothetical. NCBI's taxonomy places the organism in Eukaryota, Apicomplexa, Conoidasida, Eucoccidiorida, Sarcocystidae. The transcript is spliced from 3 exons. The record is from RefSeq and is a predicted model, not a curated record. Bases 1 to 2325 code for a protein of 774 amino acids.
AUGAAUGUUCCAACGCGCAGCAGCGACUCGCGCGCGUCUUCAUCUCUUGUGUCUGAGAUCGGCGCGACGUCGCGGGCUGCUGGCAGCUCGGAAGUUCCUGGAAGGAAUGUUUUGCAUGCGAAGAAACCGAAUCUGCGAUCGGGCACGAGUCGCUGUGCGAAGCUGAGGAAUGGAGAGGCGGCGAAGGCGUCGCAGUCCAAAGAGGACGGCAGCCCGAACGGCAGCGGGCAAGAGCUCAGGCGGCGAGGCAACGCCGCCUCUCCGGGGCUGUCCGUACAAUCGGCAGCGGCACGACCCUCGGAGACGCUCUCAGGGGGGAGGAAAGGCCAGGGAACGCACGCUGCGAAGCUGCUAACUGAUUUGGGAAACUUGAGUCGGCGCGAGAGACCGAAAGCCGAUUUUUCCGGGAAAGGCAGUGACGCCAAGCUCGCUCUUGCCCAGUCGAAGGGGGCGUUUCUGAAGCCUGUAAGUGACAGGAAACAGGCGAGUUCGCUCGUCUCCUCGGGCCAGUUCUGCUUCCUCGCCUCGGGUCCGGGCAGUGUCUAUACACCGAAACAGAAGAAACCGGGUCAGAGUCAAGCGGCGAAAACGGCUGUGGGCGGGGCGCCUGCGGCCUCACUGGCCCAAAAGAGCGCAGCGGAUGCGUUCUUUCCAGGCUCGUUCAGCCAGCCGGAACUCCGUGGAGACCCGCCACCAGAGGAGUCGGAGAUCGAGAGAGGGGAUGCGCGAGAAAACCUCCUUCCUGGUCAGAAAGGCCCCAGCGUCGACGCUUCCCCUCACGCGCGUCCCUGUCGCACUGGCUCUCUGCGUUCUGCCUGUGGAGGCGCCUCGACACUGUUGGACCCUGCACGGCCCCAGGAGUCUCUUCCUUCUCGGGAUCCUCAGUCGACAGAGAGCGCGUCUUCUCCCUCGUCUCCUCUCUCUUCUCGCACAGCUGCUCGUCUACCUGGCGUCGCGUCUGCCUCUUCGUUCUCUUCCUCCGCCUCUUCGCUCUCUUCCUCGUUCGCUUCCUCCGCCUCUUCGCUCUCUUCCUCGUUCGCUUCCUCCGCCUCUUCGCUCUCUUCCUCGUCUUGCGCCUAUUCGCCGUGUCGGUCAGUUUUCCACUUGCGGCGCAGUAGUACCAGCGUCUUCUCUCCGCCGCGAUCGCCGUUUUCUCCCUUCUCUUUCCGUACCCACGGCAGCGCAGUGUCUCCGGACGGCUCGCCGUCCUCGUCGGCCCCGCUGCUCCCGGAGAUGUUCCUCAACUUUGUCGACUCCGCCUUCCUCAUCUUCCCUCCGUCCAGGGACAAGGCGCGCGCGGCUGCCGAGGAGAUGCUGCGGGCGGCUGAUCGAGAGGCCGAGCGGGAAGAAGGCGAGAAAGUCGCAGCCGCGAGGGGACAGCCCGAGGACGAAAACGGCGAGGGCGAGAAGGCGAGAGAAGAGCCAGCGAGGGGAGAGGCGAAAGGAAACAAGGAGAACGGAGAGACGGAAGACACGGAGAGAGAGGGACACUCUGCCAAGAGACGGAAAGUCCUGGGAAGCACAAACAAGGACGAGAAAGACAAGUCUCAGUCGACUGAUCGUACAAGGUCGGACGCGGCGGAAAACGGAGCGGCCGCAGGGAGAGGAGACACCGACGAAACAAGGGAAGGCGAGACGGAACAGCGCACCGACUCCUCCCCCUUUGCCUCGAAGCAGACUGGAGUUCCGGGCGAACGAGGGUCCACGACUGUGCAGGAUUCGCGACACCAUGUCAAAGACCUGAACAAUUCCCCGUUCUCUUCCGCGUCUCCUCUGCGGCACGACCCUCGAACGCAGUCUGCCUAUGCGUCGCGUGUGUUUCCCGCCUGGCCCGGAGACGAGGCGCCUGCUUCCCCGGUUUCUUCCGUGUCUUCGUCUCCGAUUCACUCGCCGCCGUCCUCGUGGCGCGGCUGGUGCAAACGACGGCGCACAGACGCACGCGCGCUCAAAGAUUGUCUCCGCGAAGAGGGCGAGCGGCUCUCGGAGACCGUCAAGAAGCGAGAUUUGAUGCACCUUUUGCGGUCCACGAGCCUCGAGCUGCCGCAUCCCAACCGCCACGGCGUCUCCCUCAUCUACGGCCCGCGCGUUCCCGGAGACGAUGGCUUCGAUUACAGGGUUGUUUACUGGGGCGAAACGGCGGCUUCUGUGCCUGAGGAGAAAGUCAGGAAUCAGAUGCGCGCGCAAGCAUUUCGGGAGCGCAUUCGGAACCUCGCUCAUCAGUCGCCGGACGGCAUGUUGACUGUUCAGCAGCUUGUCCUCGAUCUCGACAUCAACAUGAGCAGAGGCUGGACCCACUACGGGAAAGUCAUCCUGGCAGGAAAGUGA